GCGCGGGCUGCGGGUGCUGACCUGCGGUCGUCCCCGGAGCUGCGCCCGCGCCCCUGCCCUGCCCCGAGCCGCGCGCAAUCGGGCCCCGAGGGUGGCGGCGGUGUGGAGCGGGAGCCACCAUGGCCAGUGGCAGCUGUCAGGGGUGCGAGGAAGACGAGGAAACUCUGAAGAAGUUGAUAGUCAGGCUGAACAAUGUCCAGGAAGGAAAACAGAUAGAAACGCUGGUCCAGAUCCUGGAGGAUAUGCUGGUGUUCACGUACGCCGACUACGCCUCCACGUUAUUUCAAGGCAAAAAUGUCCACGUGCCUCUGUUGAUCGUCUUGGACUCCUACAUGAGAGUCGCCAGCGUGCAGCAGGCGGGUUGGUCACUUCUAUGCAAAUUGAUAGAAAUCUGUCCUGGUACCAUGCAAAGCUUAAUGGGACCUCAGGAUAUUGGAAAUGAUUGGGAAAUUCUCGGUGUUCACCAACUGAUUCUUAAAAUGCUAACAGUUCAUAAUGCCAGCAUAAACCUGUCAACAGUGGGACUGCAGGCCUUAGAUCUCCUCCUAACUUCAGGUAAAAUCACUUUGCUGAUCUUGGAUGAAGAAAGUGAUGUUUUCUUGUUGAUUUUUGAUGCCAUGAACACAUUUUCAACCAAUGACGAAAUCCAGAAACUUGGAUGCAGAGCAUUACAUGUGCUCUUCGAAAGAGUUUCGGAGGAGCAACUGACUGAAUUUGUUGAGAACAAAGAUUACAAGGUAUUGUUGAGCGCACUAAACAAUUUCCCGGCUGAGGAGGAAAUUGUACUUCAUGUACUGCACUGUUUACAUUCCCUCGCAAUUCCUUGUAAUAAUGUGGAAGUCCUCAUGAGCGGCAACGUCAGGUGUUAUAAUAUAGUGGUGGAAGCCAUGAAGGCAUUUCCUGUCAGUGAAAAAAUUCAAGAAGUGAGUUGCUGCCUGCUCCACAGGCUCACGUUAGGUAAUUUUUUUAAUAUCCUGGUAUUGAACGAGGUACACGAAUUCGUGGUGAAAGCUGUGCAGCAGUAUCCAGAGAAUGCAGCCUUACAAAUCUCGGCACUCACCUGUUUAGCGCUCCUCACUGAGACCAUUUUCUUAAAUCAAGACUUAGAGGAAAAGAAUGAGAAUCAGCAGAAUGAUGAUGAAGAAGUAGAACAGAAGCUGUUCUGGCUGGACGCCUGUUACAAAGCUUUGACGGGGCACAGGAAGAAUAAACACGUGCAGGAGGCUGCGUGCUGGGCCCUGAACAAUCUCCUGAUGUACCAAAAUAGUUUACAUGAGAAGAUCGGAGAUGAAGAUGGCCAGUUCCCGGCCCACAGGGAGGUGAUGCUGUCCAUGCUCAUGCAUUCCUCGUCCAAAGAAGUCUUCCAGGCGUCUGCCAAUGCCCUGUCCACUCUCUUGGAACAAAAUGUUAAUUUCAGAAAGAUCCUGUUGUCAAAAGGAAUCUAUCUGAAUGUUUUGGAGUUGAUGCAGAAGCACCUACAUUCUCCUGAAGUGGCUGAAAGUGGCUGUAGAAUGCUAAACCAUCUUUUUGAAGGAAGUAACACUUCUGUGGAUACAAUGGCAGCUGUGGUUCCCAAAAUAAUAACAGUUAUGAAAAGUCAUGAGACAUCACCAUCAGUGCAGCUGGAGGCCCUUCGAGCUGUUUUACAUUUUAUAGUGCCAGGCAUGCCGGAAGAAUCCAGAGAGGAUACUGAAUCUCAGCGUAAGCUCACUAUGGUUAGAAAACAGUGUUUCAGGAAUGAUAUUCACAAACUGGUCCUAGCGGCUUUGAACAGGUUCAUUGGAAACCCUGGGAUUCAGAAAUGUGGAUUAAAAGUCAUUUCCUCCCUAGCACCUUUUCCUGAGGCAUUAGCGAUGUUAUCCCUGGAAGGUGCUGUCGACUCCGUGCUUCACACACUGCAGAUGUACCCGGAUGACCAAGAAGUUCAGUGUCUGGGUUUAAGUCUUAUAGGAUGCUUGAUUACAAAGAAGAAUUUAUGCAUAGGAACGGGACACCUGCUGGCGAAACUUCUGGUUUCCAGCUUACAGCGAUUUAAGGAUGUUGCUGAAGUCCAGACUAAAGGCUUUCAGACGAUUCUGGCAAUACUGGAAGUGUCCAGCUCCUUUUCCAGGUUGCUGGUGCAGUAUUCACUAGAUUCAGUCAUAUUCCAUCACUUGUCCUCCAGUACCACAGAACAAAAGGAUCACCAGUUUAUAAACCUCUGUUGCAACUGCUUUGCAAAAUUAGCUAUGGACGAUGAGUUAAAAAAUCUGAUGCUGGAGAAAGCGUGUGAUCAGAACAACAGUAUCAUGGUUGAGUGCUUGCUUCUCUUGGGAGCUGACGCCAAUCAAGCAAAAGAGAUGUCUUUAAUUUGUCAGGUAUGUGAGAAAGAGAGCAGUCCCAAACUGGUGGAACUCUUGCUGAAUAGUGGAUCCCGUGAACAAGAUGUACGGAGAGCUCUGACUAUCAGCAUUGGGAAAGGUGACAGCCAGAUCAUCAGCUUGCUCUUGAGGAGGCUUGCCCUGGAUCUGGCCAAUAAUAGCAUUUGCCUUGGAGGAUUUUGUAUUGGAAAAAUUGAACCUUCUUGGCUUGGUCCUUUAUUUCCCGAUAGGACAUCUAAUCUGAGAAAACAAACAAAUAUAGGAUCAACUUUAGCAAGAAUGGUGCUCAGGCAUCAGAUGAGAAGUUCUGUGGAAGAAGGAGCAGCCUCAGAGAGCGACAGGAAUUUUCCUGAAGAUGUCCUGGAUAAACUCGAUGAAUGGACCUUCAUUCCUGACUCCUCUAUGGAUAGUGUGUUUGCUCAAAGUGAUGACCUGGAUAGUGAAGGAAGUGAAGGCUCAUUUCUUGUGAAAAAGAAAUCAAAUUCAAUUAGUGUAGGAGAAUUUUACCGAGACCAUGCGUUGCAACGUUGCUCUCCAAAUUUGCAAAGACAUUCUAAUUCUCUGGGGCCUGUUUUUGAUAAUGAAGAUUUACUGAGGCGCAAAAGAAAAAUACUGUCUUCAGAUGAUUCACUCAGGUCAUCAAAACUUCAAUCUCAUAUGAGACAAUCAGACAGCAUGUCUUCCCUGGCUUCUGAGAGAGAAUAUAUCACAUCACUAGACCUUUCAGCGAAUGAACUAAGAGAUAUUGAUGCCCUAAGCCACAAGUGCUGUCUAAGUGGUCAUUUGGAGCAUCUUGAAAAGCUGGAGCUUCACCAGAAUGCACUCGCAAGCUUUCCGCCACAGCUGUGUGAAACUCUCAAGUGUUUGACACAUUUGGACUUGCACAGUAAUAAAUUUACAUCAUUCCCCUCUUACCUGUUGAAAAUGAAUUGUAUCACCAACCUGGAUGUCUCUCGAAAUGAUAUUGGACCCUCAGUGGUUUUAGAUCCUGCCGUGAAAUGUUCAACCCUGAAGCAAUUUAACCUGUCAUAUAACCAACUGUCUUCUGUUCCUGAAAACCUUGCCGACGUGAUAGAGAAACUGGAACUGCUCGUUUUAGAAGGAAAUAAAAUAUCAGAGAUUAGUUCUCCCUUGAGCCUGAAGGAACUGAAGAUUUUAAACCUUAAUAAAAACCACAUUUCAUCCCUAUCAGAGAACUUUCUUGAAGCUUGUCCUAAAGUGGAGAGUUUCAGUGCCAGAAUGAAUUUUCUUGCUGCCAUGCCUUUCUUGCCUUCUUCCAUGACAAGCUUAAAAUUAUCUCAAAACAAAUUUACGUGUGUUCCAGAAGCAAUUUUAAACCUUCCACACUUACGGUCUUUAGAUAUGAGCAACAAUGACAUUCAGUAUCUGCCGGGUCCUGUACACUGGAAAUCUCUGAACUUAAGGGAACUCUUAUUUAGCUAUAAUCAGAUCAGCAUCUUGGACCUGAGUGAAAAAGCACACGCAUGGUCUAGAGUAGAGAAACUCCAUCUUUCUCAUAAUAAACUGAAAGAGAUUCCUCCUGAGAUUGGCUGUCUUGAAAAUCUGACAUCUCUCGAUGUUAGUUACAACCUGGAACUGAGAUCCUUUCCCAACGAAAUGGGAAAAUUGAGCAAAAUAUGGGAUCUUCCUCUGGAUGAACUGCGUCUUAAUUUUGACUUUAAACAUGUAGGAUGCAAAGCCAAAGACAUCAUAAGGUUUCUUCAACAGAGGUUAAAAAAGGCUGUGCCCUAUAACCGAAUGAAACUUAUGAUUGUGGGAAAUACUGGGAGUGGUAAAACCACCUUAUUGCAGCAAUUAAUGAAAACCAAGAAAUCAGAUCUUGGAAUGCAAAGUGCCACCGUUGGCAUCGACGUGAAAGACUGGCCUAUCCAAAUAAGAGGGAAAAAGAAGAAAGACCUCAUUUUAAAUGUGUGGGAUUUUGCGGGUCGUGAGGAAUUCUACAGCACUCACCCCCAUUUUAUGACCCAGCGAGCAUUGUACCUUGCCGUCUAUGACCUCAGCAAAGGACAGGCUGAAGUGGAUGCCAUGAAGCCGUGGCUAUUCAACAUCAAGGCUCGGGCCUCCUCCUCCCCUGUGAUUCUUGUGGGCACACACCUGGAUGUUUCUGAUGAGAAGCAGCGCAAAGCCUGCAUCACGAAAAUCAACAAGGAGCUCCUGAACAAGCGGGGGUUCCCUGCCAUCCGCGACUACCACUUCGUGAAUGCCACAGAGGAGUCCGACGCUUUGGCCAAACUUCGCAAGACCAUCAUCAAUGAGAGCCUUAACUUCAAGAUCCGAGAUCAGCCCGUUGUGGGGCAGCUGAUUCCAGACUGCUAUGUCGAACUUGAGAAAAUCAUUUUAUCGGAGCGUAAACAUGUGCCAAUUGAAUUUCCCGUAAUUGACCGGAAACGAUUGUUACAACUAGUGAGAGAAAGUCAGCUGCAGCUGGAUGAAAAUGAGCUUCCUCACGCGGUUCACUUCCUAAACGAAUCAGGAGUCCUUCUUCAUUUUCAAGACCCAGCACUGCAGUUAAGUGACUUAUAUUUUGUGGAACCCAAGUGGCUUUGUAAAAUCAUGGCACAGAUUUUGACCGUGAAAGUGGAAGGCUACCCGAAACAUCCUAAGGGAAUUAUUUCUCGUAGAGAUGUAGAAAAAUUUCUUUCAAAGAAAAGGAGAUUUCCAAAGAACUACAUGUCACAGUACUUUAAACUCCUAGAAAAAUUCCAGAUUGCUUUGCCAACAGGAGAAGAACAUUUGCUGGUUCCAAGCAGUUUGUCUGAGCACAGGCCUGUGAUAGAACUUCCCCAUUGUGAGAACUCUGAAAUUAUCAUUCGACUGUAUGAAAUGCCUUAUUUUCCAAUGGGAUUUUGGUCGAGGUUAAUCAGUCGAUUACUUGAAAUUUCUCCUUACAUGCUUUCGGGAAGAGAACGAGCACUUCGCCCAAACAGAAUGUAUUGGCGACAAGGCAUCUACUUGAAUUGGUCUCCCGAAGCCUAUUGUCUGGUAGGAUCCGAAGUCUUAGAUAAUCACUCAGAGAGUUUCUUAAAAAUUACAGUUCCUUCUUGUAGAAAAGGCUGUAUCCUUUUGGGCCAAGUUGUGGACCACAUUGAUUCCCUCAUGGAAGAAUGGUUUCCUGGGCUGCUGGAGAUUGAUAUUUGUGGUGAAGGAGAGACUCUACUCAAGAAAUGGGCCUUAUAUAGUUUUAAUGAUGGUGAAGAGCAUCAGAAAAUCCUCCUGGAUGACUUGAUGAAAAAAGCUGAAGAAGGCGACCUCCUGAUAAAUCCAGAUCAACCAAGGCUCACCAUUCCAAUAUCUCAGAUUGCUCCUGACUUGAUUUUGGCCGACCUGCCUAGAAAUAUUAUGUUGAAUAAUGAUGAGUUGGAAUUUGAACAAGCUCCAGAGUUUCUCCUAGGUGAUGGCAGUUUUGGAUCAGUUUAUCGAGCAGCCUAUGAAGGAGAAGAAGUGGCUGUGAAGAUUUUUAAUAAACACACAUCACUUAGGCUGUUGAGACAAGAGCUGGUGGUGCUUUGCCACCUCCACCACCCCAGCCUGAUAUCUCUGCUGGCGGCUGGGAUUCGCCCUCGAAUGUUGGUGAUGGAGUUGGCAUCCAAGGGUUCCUUGGACCGCCUGCUUCAGCAGGACAAAGGCAGCCUCACCAGAACCCUGCAGCACAGGAUAGCACUGCAUGUGGCCGACGGCUUGCGAUACCUCCACUCAGCCAUGAUUAUCUACCGGGACUUGAAACCCCACAACGUGCUGCUUUUUACUCUGUAUCCCAAUGCUGCCAUCAUCGCAAAGAUCGCCGACUACGGGAUCGCUCAGUAUUGCUGCCGGAUGGGCAUCAAGACGUCAGAGGGCACACCAGGGUUUCGCGCACCUGAAGUCGCCAGAGGAAAUGUCAUUUAUAACCAACAGGCUGAUGUUUAUUCAUUUGGUCUGCUACUCUACGACAUUUUAACAACUGGAGGGAGAAUAGUAGAGGGCCUGAAGUUUCCCAAUGAGUUUGAUGAAUUAGCAAUACAAGGAAAAUUGCCUGAUCCUGUUAAAGAGUAUGGUUGUGCCCCGUGGCCCACCGUUGAGAAGUUAAUUAAAAUGUGUUUGAAAGAAAAUCCUCAAGAAAGGCCGACUUCUGCCCAGGUCUUUGACAUGUUGAAUUCAGCAGAGUUAAUCUGUCUGAUGAGACGAAUUUUACUACCUAAAAGCUUUAUUGCUGAAUGUAUGGCUGCGACACCCACUAACAGCAAGAACGCCAGCAUUUGGCUGGGCUGUGGCCACAGGGACAAAGGGCAGCUCUCGUGUCUCGACUUAAAUACUGAAGGACACACUUCCGAGGAAGUUACUGAUAGUAGAAUAUUGUGCUUAGCCUUGGUACAUCUUCCUGUUGAAAAGGAAAGCUGGAUUGUGUGUGGGACACAGUCUGGUACUCUGCUGGUCAUCAAUAAUGAAGACGGGAAAAAGAGACAUACCCUAGAAAGGAUGACCGAUUCCAUUACUUGUCUGCAUUGCAAUUCCUUUUCUAAGCAAAGCAAGCAAAAAAAUUUUCUUUUGGUGGGAACUGCUGAUGGCAAUUUAGCCAUUUUUGAAGAUAAGACUGUUAAGUUUAAAGGGGCUGCUCCUUUGAAGAUACUAAACAUAGGAAGUGUCAGCACUCCCCUGAUGUGUCUGAGUGAAUCCACAAAUUCAACUGAAAAAACCAUGAUGUGGGGAGGAUGUGGCACAAAGAUUUUCUCAUUUUCUAAUGAUUUCACCAUUCAGAAACUCAUUGAGACGAGGACUAAUCAACUGUUUGCUUACGCAGCUUUCAGUGAUUCGAACAUCAGAGCCGUGGUGGCCGACACUGUUCUCUACAUUGCUAAGAAAAACAGCCCUGUCGUGGAAGUGUGGGAUAAGAAAACUGAAAAACUCUGCGAACUAAUAGACUGUGUGCACUUUUUAAAGGAGGAGAUGGUAAAAGUAAGCAAAGAAUCAAAACACAAAAUGUGUUAUUCUGGGAGAGUGAAAACUCUCUGCCUUCAGAAGAACACUGCCCUCUGGAUCGGAACUGGAGGAGGCCAUAUUCUUCUUCUCGACCUUUCGACUCGUCGAAUCAUACGUAUCAUUUACAACUUUUGUGACUCUGUUCGAGUCAUGAUGACGGCACAGUUAGGAAGCCUUAAAAAUGCUGUGCUGGUUUUGGGGUACAACCGGAAAAGUAGUGAAGGCACACAACACCAAAAAGAGAUUCAAUCUUGCUUGACUGUUUGGGACAUCAAUCUUCCACAUGAAGUGCAAAAUUUAGAAAAACACAUUGAAGUAAGGAAAGAAUUAGCUGAAAAAAUGAGAAAGACUUCUGUUGAAUAAGAUAUUGAAAAUAUCUUUAUUUUCUCAUCUGGAUGAAAAAAAAUUCUCUUCUUUUAUACAUAUUUCCUUAAAAAAAUGUUUACAUGUGAAGGGUACU
This is a messenger RNA of Otolemur garnettii (small-eared galago), 7797 nucleotides long. RefSeq names its product leucine rich repeat kinase 2 (gene LRRK2). The transcript is spliced from 51 exons. Lineage: Eukaryota; Metazoa; Chordata; Mammalia; Primates; Galagidae. The record is from RefSeq and is a predicted model, not a curated record. The coding region runs from base 120 to 7700 and encodes 2526 amino acids. Gene Ontology annotation, molecular function: GTP binding; ATP binding; protein kinase activity. Gene Ontology annotation, biological process: protein phosphorylation.